Messenger RNA from Colletes gigas, 845 nucleotides. It is a transcript of the gene jagn, whose product is annotated as protein jagunal. The transcript is spliced from 4 exons. Bases 185 to 763 code for a protein of 192 amino acids. The record is from RefSeq and is a predicted model, not a curated record. Gene Ontology annotation, biological process: endoplasmic reticulum organization; vesicle-mediated transport. Lineage: Eukaryota; Metazoa; Arthropoda; Insecta; Hymenoptera; Colletidae. Gene Ontology annotation, cellular component: endoplasmic reticulum membrane.
UUGCAGAGAGCCGUGACCCAUGAGGCCACCAACAGGGCUUCUAAGUUUAAAAAUAGUUAAAUAGUUGGUAAUGAAGUACCAAAUAGUUUAUCUACAAUUAGAGCUACAAAAUUGUUUGUAUAUUGUUUUCUGCUGUUAAAAUAGAAAAGUGAUUUGUGCAUCUCAUUCACGAUAAUUUCGAAAUAUGGCUUCGAAAGGUACGCUGUCCCAGGCCCUAGGUACGGAUGGAAGUGAUUUUAAUCACAGACAAAAAAUCGCUAGUCAUUAUCAAAUCAGCGCAACAAACAAAUCAAGACUGAAAUAUUGCAUAUUUUUUCAUUAUCUUCUUUUCUUCGUUAUGCUUGCCAAGUUAUCAGCUGAUAUUUUAGACCAUCUGGAUAUAUUUAUUUUGGAGAUCGAAGAGUUGCAAGUACCUCAGCCUCUUUGGUGGGAAUAUAUAUGGUGCAGUAGCUUGAUGUUAAGUUUUCUUGCAUUGUCCGCUAUUAAAAGAAAUAGGAUCAAAACGCUGAAACAAUACAUGGUGGGAAUCGUUUUGUUAGGAUAUGGACCAUUGUUUUAUGCAAUUGUAUAUUACUUCAAGGAUGUUUGGAAAUAUCUUACUGUUGGCAAAUCAGAAGAAAUUCAUUUUUGGCAGGGUCUGCCGUAUGGAUUGUUGUGGUAUGCGUUUAUCCUUUUAGCGUCGCAGGUUCAUAUAUUCUCCUUAUACUUCUCUUGGAAUCUUUUAGAAGCUUGGAAAACACGAGGAAGCAAAAAGAUCGAUUAACUUAACUAAAAAAUUUAUGGAAAUUUCAAGCAUAUCUGUGAAUAUUGUUGACUAUAAAUAUUUUUAUUUGUAACAAAUGAAG